Messenger RNA from Ectocarpus siliculosus, 1194 nucleotides. The record is from the annotation of a GenBank genome assembly. NCBI's taxonomy places the organism in Eukaryota, Phaeophyceae, Ectocarpales, Ectocarpaceae.
AUGAUGGCUAGCCCCGCCGUCGCAGCAGGGGAGGCCGAGGGCACGAAGCAGCAGGAGCUGGUGUUGGACAGGGAUUUUUUCUCGAAGGAGACGACCGUUGUGGCCGUAAAGCUCCCCGCGAAGCGCACGAGCGAGUUGCGGACGCGGCUGAAGAACGAGCUGAGGAACGUUCCACACCGAAGGAACGUGGAGCGGUGCCCGGGGAAUGAUUCCUGCCGUCUGUUGCUGCUUGGCCCCGCGGUGAAGGACCCCGAAACCCUCGAAGGUCUCAGCCCGGAAGCCGCGGAGUUCCUCAGGGGGGACGACGAUCUGGAGACCACGACGUUCCGCGUCAAGACCGAGUACUCCAUGCUCGGAGUAGAGGAGGUGUUGACGCAGCUGCUGGAGCCGCGGUUGCCCGGGCGGGACCUCCCGACGUCUUUCGAGGUGGCCGGACACCUGGCGCACCUCAACCUCAGGGACUACCUGCUGCCGUACAAGAAGGUUAUCGGCCAGGUCAUCAUCGACAAGAACCCACGGAUUACCACGGUGGUCAACAAGGUGGUGGUUAAGGAGAGCGGGUGCAGCUUUAGGUUCGACUUCGCCAAGGUUUACUGGAACAGCCGCUUGCAGAACGGCCACCGAGUCUUCGCGAACGACCUCAACCCAGACAGCUACAGCGCUCUCAGGGACAACGGCGCCAGGAACAAGAUCAAGCCCGGCCUGCUGACGACCGGAAACGACUGCGGGCGCGCGUUCGCGAGGAAGCUUAUCCGGGAGCGCCAGGUGUUUCACCACGCCAUUUUGAACCUCCCAGAUUCCGCCCUAACGUUUUUGGACACGUUUCGAGGGGUGCACUGGAGAGAACACGGCUUUGACUCUCCUCCCAUGGUGCACGUCUACUGCUUCAGCAAGGCCGCCGACCCAAAGCAGGACGCCCUCGAUCGAGCGAACGAAGCCAUGGGAUCCAGCCUCACCCAGCGGGAGGUUAAGAUCCACGUUGUGCGGGACGUCGCUCCCAACAAACCAAUGCUUUGCCUCUCUUUCCUAGCCCCCGACGCCGGCGCCGACGGCAAGGCGGAGGGCACGGGCACGGAAGAGGAGGCGGUAAAGGGUGGGGGGGAUGCUGAGGCGUCUUCGCGGGGGGGGGACGUUGGCGAUGCAGCCCCUGCUGCCGCGGAGAAGGCGGCAGCGGGGGCUGUUGGCCGGCUCUAG